CCACGACAUACACACACACCACACACAAUGCCCGAGAUCCACUCAUGCUAUCGACCGACAGACCGCCCGUGACCCAUUCAUAUAUAUAUGCCAGACACACAGACCCACAAACACACACACACAGACGAAAAGCCACACACAACUGAAAAAUAGCGUUAGUUGCAUGCAUCAUGAAUGCAUCACGGACCACACACGACAUGACACACGAGAAAAAAGGAGAGUCGCUGGCUGCGAGCGAUCCUUCGGCUGAUGCGUGAAGUUACUCGCCUGACGGACGCAAAUACUGUUUGUCAGGCAAUGUACCUGCCUGUCAGUCAGUCUCUGCUGUUGCGUUUGAUCAGUUCAUGCGUUUUUUCCACCUCCUGAUCGACCAAAGAAGAGAGACAUGCACGUAUAUGUAUCUGUAUCUGUAUCUGUGUAUAUAUGUGUGUGUGUGUGUGUGUGUCCUUUGGUGUAUGUGAGCACAUUGCAAACGUUUUGGAAGAGGUGCGUACGUACCUUCUCUAAUGCUACCGUGCGCACACAACACAUCCACACAUCCACGCACACGCGGAGAGAUGGACGUGUGUGCGUAUGUAUGUGUAUAUCUCUGUGUCUGUGUGUGGUCUGUUCGCAGGUGUGUAUGCUCACCGUGCGCCCUUUCUCUAAGCAUCCGAUCGGUGGACUCCCUUAUGAGGCUCUCUGCCUUGCUGGAGCGCCGCUGGCGAACCGCCAAUGGCGACGGCGCCUUACCAAACACAGAGUACACACGCACUUUGUCACCCCUUGGUUUAUUGUCAGCAGUCGUGCUGAGCACUCCACCAACGCCCUCAUCGGGCAGCGAUCCUUCUGCCGACUCGUCGUCAUUAUCGAUCGCGACAUCGCUAUGAUGCUGCUCCUGAUCCUGAUGCUGGUAGUUGUUGUCAGGCGCGGUUGGGUGCACAAUGACGCGUUUACUGUGGUAGUCUAGGCUGUCUUUUCGCUUUGGUGGUGUGGAGGGCUGAUGCACCUCAUCUGAGCUGGUGACGAUCGUUAUGGGAUUGGCGAACUGCGCUUGUUGGUUUGGCGCGAUCUUGGUGCUGGCCCGAUACUUCUUGACGAACUGGGGAUGCGUCGCUGGGUCGUUAAGCUUAGCUGCGACCGCGACGGGGAGCGCGCUUUUGUAGUCCACGUGCAGAGACGUGUAGCGCCUGAAGACACACACACACACACAUAUACAGAUAGAUGGGCCCGCCUGCCUGCUUGCCUGCACCACAAACACGUGUCUACACAUAAAUGGAUACACGCAUACAUACCAGGCGUAGUAAGAGAAGAGUGCCUGCACGCAUCUCUCGGUCCGAUAUUUAAAGCAUACAUACUCUUUGAAGUCGCUGUAACUGACUGUGUCACCCUCGAAAUCCAUCUCUGAAUCACACACACAAUCGUCCGUCAUGUAUGCCACACACAGAUACUUUGAAAACGACGUCUUAUGUGUGAUUGUGUGUGUAUGUAUGAUGCCUGCCUUCCAGUUCAGCAAUGAUGUCUCUCCUCGGUGGCCACCGAUACGUCGCGCUGGCAAUCGAUUGAAUUAUCAGGUCGUAGCUGCACACACGCUCACACACAUGCAUAUGCAAUCUGUGCAUGUACCGGAGGCCACGAAUGAGAUGUGUGGCAACGUACCUCUGCCCGUACACACACACACACACACACACACAGAGAGAGAGAGAGUGAGAGAGAGAGGGAGAGAGAUGGAGGCAUGUGAACAUAUUUGUGUGAGAGGGGGGAGGGCCCUACAUCGACAAUUAUGUUGUUGACUUCGCAUGCCAUCUCUUCGAGUUGGUACUUGGCGGUCUCGUAUUUCUGAUGACCACGAAGAACGAUAGUGGCUUAGUUAUUUCGUACCAAAACAUUCGUCACCUCGAUAAUAAUGGCCACGAAGAAAUUUAGGAGGAUGAACACCACCACUAGUGCGAAGAUGAGGAAAUAGAUGAUGAGCGCCGAGUUGUUUGAUGUGUGGGCGAUCUCCUCUGGCCUGACAACAUAACAGUCGGUUGGCGACAUAUACACAUAUUCACGUAGCCACACACACACACACACACACACAGUGCUGACCUACCAGGAACCGACGAGCAUCUGCAUACAUACAUACAUACAACAUACAUACGAGGCCGCGAAGCGAGAUGCGAAGAAUACAGGGAAACCACUUGUUGGCUCUGUCUCUCUGUCGUUGGACCAUGCAACCGACCUUGAAUUGCGUCAUCAGACUCUCCGAAAUGGUGGAGAACAUAAAGAAGGAUGUCCCAAACUGGAAGUAGCCGAUAAAUGCUGCACGUGUCCAUCCAUGCAAGGAGACAACACACAAUCAAAACUCGUUACCAGGCAGUAUAUCAUAUAUGAACAGUGUUCGUUCGUUGGCUGCUUAGUUUAUAUGUUGGUGUUAGCUUGCCUAGAAUCACGUAGAGCAUCAUGAACGUGAGGAGAAAGUGGAAUAAAUCAUUCCCAGCCAGGAUGCAUGUUCGAACGAGGACGGCUACUCGUGGGUGAGCUGACCUGCAUCAACGAGCGAACGAGUCAGAAGAAAUACACACACACACAAAAGCAACGCAAAGGCGGAACGGCGCUAGCUUGAUGCAUGGUGUUGUGUGCUUGACCGUCUGUCUGUCUGUAAGGCACAUACAUACAUACAUACAUACAUACAUGUAGAAGACAAUCCUUGCGAAGUAGAGGUAGAAGACGAAAGCGACAAUAGAAUUGGAGAUGUAUAAGAUUCGGAUAUGACGCGAUAUGUUUUGGAGAGCCCUGCAUAAGCAGUGACACAUACAUACAUACACGGAAGGAUGGACGUAUGAUGCAUGCGAUGCGAUGUGAUGCGAUGCGAUAUCGCAUCGUGCAUGCCGUCUGUCUCGAUUCUUACUCGAAGAACAUUGCGAAUUUCUCCGAGGGCGGGAUGGUUUCAGAGAUCCAGUCGAUCUGACAGAGACGCAAAGACACAAAGACACCGUGCAGUCCUUCAACAUCCAUGAGUGGACACACAUACAGUACGAAUCACACACGCACUCACGCACCUCGAGAAUACGCGUGAAAUAGCGAUUGAAAUAGUCCUCUCCGGUGAAGGUGAAUCGUCUCAUGAACAUGAAAGCAACAGCCGCUAUGAUAACGAUGCCCAGGAAAAGGUCGACCAGACACCAAAAUUUAGUCAUGCCAAUCCUGUUGGAGAACGUUUUGCUUCCCUUCCUUGUCCGAAUAAACAACCUGCAUUCGUUCAUGCGCUCAUGCAUGCGCACACACGAAUGGGUACAUGCAUGUACUCUUGUACAAACCUACCUAUAGAAGGAAGCCGCCAAUCUCGCAAGGACGAGGAAGCCGACGAGAUAGAUCAGGACUUGGAACAGAAUGUCCUCAACAUCCGCCAUCUACGCAUCUCAUGUACAUGCACAUAAAUAUGUUGCCAGCCAGAGACACGUGGGUGCGGUGCGUCUUUACCGAAUGAACGCUCUCGAGGGUGAAAGACGACUCAAUCUGCUCCUGCUCCACUACAAACACGAUCGUCAUGAGCGUCCCAAUCCGCAAUGUGGGCGUGUAGAAGGCCAAAAUGAUCUUCACUUCCCUGUCACAUACACACAUCCAUGCAGACGGGCAAUCAACCGAUCAAACCACGUGUCAUUCGUUGUUGCCAGCAUUGAUGACCGUGUUUGUAUGUCGAUCCAGUCACGAGUAUAGCGAAUGUCCCCCGCACCCCUCUUGAUGAUCAUCGAGUCGAAAACAUGGAGGAAAUCUGCAAACACGCUUUCCCCCUGGAACAAGGCCGGUCAGGGAAAGACGCAUAUGCAAGCGAACGGAGACUCUUCCUUCAUUCAGCCGUUUAUAUAUAUAUAUGCGCUGCACCCACCAGGAAUUUCUGUGGCUUUACGCCGAAAUGCUCGUCAGUCUCCGUUGCGCCGUAGUCCGUGCAAGCGUAGUUGGUGCUCUUGCCCUUGGCAAUCGACGGGAAGUGGCAGUCGUAUACUGUCGUGCAGCGCUUAGAGAAUUGUCUUGAGAGGUAGUCCUCAAGCCGUCUCGAGAAUGACAGCCCAGGGUCGCUGGAAAAGGGAUACACGUAAUUAACACAUACAAUAUCAUGAUGUCAGUCAGGUACAUGCGUACAUGCGUGCUCUCUCAAUAUUCAUCCAUACCACUUAGAUGUCUUCACACGUGCUUGAGUGAUUACGGCGGGCAUGAUGGACACCUGCAUGUGUUCAUGCAUGAAAUCGCACACACAAUAUGUUAAUCCCGAUAUGUUCAGACCCGCCGUAGUAUACGGUGUGUGUGCUGCGCUUUGGUUUUUCGUUCGUUCUUACAGUGUGCUUUGGGUAUUUGGAUAUUUCGGCUUUGACUUGUGCUUUGGGCGGCUGGCUGCCGGGCAAGGAUGGCACGCUGUGUUCGAAGCCGGUAUAAUAAUCAAGCUGAGCUUCCUGGAGACUACAUAAUGAAUGACCCAGGUACAUACGGACAACCAUUUAUUAUAAACAUGCGCAGAGGUGACAGGCAGCCACAGAAGAAUGAAGCCUGUUGCGUCUCGCAUUUGCUUUGUGUAAUGACAUGCUGCGCUACGCCCACCUCAGGUCGCGGUCAUAGAAUUUGAAGUCGAAUAACUCGCCCGCACUUCUCUGACCACAGAAAGACAGAUUGGGUACAUAUACCUAUCUUUGAGGCUUUCUUCUGUCUUACAAAAACUCCUUCUCGGCCUGCCACUAGACCUCCAACUUCAAUGGUUGCCUCCCUUAUGAAUGCUGCUGCGAGCUGCGAUGGAUCCCCUUGAAGAGAUCGACGCCCGUCCCAUAGGCUCUCUUUCAUAUUCUCGCGCAGAUGGAAGAGUUUCGUCUCACCUUCCGCCUGACUGGAAAAAGUAACAGGGAGCAACCACGAACAAGAAUUCAUAUCGUUUGUGAGCAAUGUACUUGUCUGCUUACGUCAUUGGUGUGAGUGUUCGAAGACUUCGAUUAGGGUUAAGCCAAUCGCCAAUGGCAUACAUAACCUCUUCAGUGGUGAUCUUAUGAAGGCACAUGUCGAACGGUAUGUAAAACUGCAAUGGCACAAGAGAUGUCAGAACGUGUGCAUUGAUCCAAUGGCUUUUCCGCAUAUUUUCCAAUGCGAACCCGGUAAGGGGUUGUAGAGCGGCCGUUGACAUAGAAGGUGAGAUAUUGAAAAUCAGUAAUCGUCACACCAAAGUCUACAAACAACCAGACAGAAGGAGCAGACAUAACGUCCGGCUAAUUGCCUGCUGAGUGCGUGACUGCGGAUCUCUGACGGUGCCAGUCUGCGAAAACUGCGGUGGUACGCAGAGCCUCUGCGUCGGUAGUGAGAGAAAACACGUCCACCGGUACCUUUGAAUGCAGACGCAGAGACAUAGAACUCCACUCGCCUGCCAGACCGGCCGUCCAGUAAGCAAGUACGAUUUUACCGGUACUUUGACCGUAAACCCACGCAAGUAUCCGAGGCCAAGCAUUUCCCUUGUUCGAUGUAUAGAUGGAUACACAGAUAGGACAUGUUGAUGAGGGAGAUACAGGAAGGAAGUUCAUUUACGAGAGUGCAUGCCAUACCAAUCGAUCUCGGAGAAUGCGUAUUCACCGUACUCGACUCCCCAUGGAACUUCGUUUUCGCUAUCGGGCUCGAGAGGGCCAAUACUCCAGCAUGUCUUGUUGUCCUGGACGCACAAGAUGAAUGAACAGAUCAUAUUCCGCACAUUCAUUCAUUGGUCGCAGGACGCAUGUGUGCAUACGCGUAUGAAGCGAAUGACGUGAUGGUCGGAAAAACCCCGGAUCCAGGCUGAUACGGCUUGAGAAACCGGCUGCCGUGUCAGGACGCGUACAACCCAAUCAACAGUGAUCUGAAGGGGAACAGACAGGCAGGCAGCAUUGAGCAGAGCCGCUCGGUCGUGGUCUCCUUACGUUGAGUGUCGGGCCUUCCACCGGGGUUAGAACCGGGUCGUCGAUCCUUCGUGUCUUCGUCGUAUAGUCGCUUGCAUUGCGGCCCAGCAGGGCGGCGCCCGGCUUCCUAAGAAGUUCCUGGUAAUACGUGAACCAACGAUCGGCCAGCUCUUGGCCGUUCUGCAUCGUUUCGAGAGGGACUGUGUCUCCUGACACGCCUAGCAUUUGCCGGAUUGCAGCGAAGUCGAGCUCAGACAGCUCAGACGAGUCCACCUGCAGUGUUUCGUGACACACAGAAGGACAAAAGGACUACAAGCCUAGCGUAUACAUUUGUGCAGGCGGCAAGUAGAUGCCGCCUGACUGAUUCACUCACCCACCGGUGCGAGAAAAGCUUUCAUUUCCUCGUAAUCCCAGUGACUAUCAUUAUUGAAGUCGUACACUUCCCACGCAAUGCUCAUGAAUUGCAGUGAGCACUGUGAACACGUGAUGGGGCACUCGUCAACUGUCACGUUGUCGACGUAGAGACUGCAGCUUGCGUCAUUGCUUCUAUACCUGCAUGCAUAAGUGAUUGAUCGAGUGGUCAAAUCGGUCCACAAUGCUGUGUGCGUUGCUUGGCUGAUUAGCUCCUGACCACUGGCAGUCAUCGAGCAUGAAGUCGUGGUAGCUGGGGUUAUCGUAGCAAGAAUCCAUGAGCGCAAGAAACCUGGCAGUGUCAUUCUCGGUGAGGACCGUAUCCUGCAGAGACCGAGGGCCAACAGGCGUCAUCCUCCUGGCCGAUGGUGCCGUGCUGUUCGCGUCCGCGUGUGUGGCGGCGAGCUCCCCAACGAGGUCGUUUCGCAGUGUCUUGAUGCUUCUGAGAAAGGUUUGCUGCUUCUCCUUCAGUGACUGUGUGACGGUUUCCUCCAGCUCAUCUAGCCUCUGCUCCUGCUCCGCGAUGGUCUCAGCGGUCUCCGCAGUCGAUGCGCCUCCUGCAUUAACGAGGUCGUCCAACGGAGCCCCAACUGCACGCAGCAAAAGAAGGAGACACAAAACACUUUCACUUCCGUGUUCGCUAUGUCUCUCUGUGUGCCCCUACAGCUGAUGAUGUCUUUGAUUUCGUUUUUCGUCAGCUCUCGCGGGAAAUACCUCACAUCAGCCAGCUGACCUGAAAACUGAUCGUCGCCUGCACCGCACCGUACACAUGCCAUGAGCCCCCGCUCGAUCGUUUAUCCCUCUUGUUUGCGACAGUCACCAACGUAGAAGCUUCCCUCGACACAAUCAGUGAGCGUUUGAUGGUAGACAGGCACGGUGAGCCGACCAGGACAGAUUGUCUUUUGAUGUGUUGGGUUAGGCAGGGACUCAAUCAGCUCGCCGUCUACACAGUCAAGAGACAUAUCAGCAAUGUCGAUACGUGUGUGUCGUUUCUCGUCUUGGCACCGUAGUAGAACGACGAUGUGCUGUUGCGCACUAUCUGAAUCGAUCGAUUACAUGCAUGUCGACACAGACAGACAGACAGACAGAGCAGAGUGUGUGUAUGUGUGUAUGGAUGCACUGACGUAUCUCAUCUGUGGGGACAUGUGCGUCGGUGGUGCAUGGAAAGCCUGCCUACCACUGCGUAUAAGUGCCACUCCCCAUCGAUGAUAGUUGCGUUGUGUUUGUCAACAAUAUCUUCUUGCAGAUACCGCGUUUCCGUCGCUCCAGGUCGCGCGGCGGCCGGUGUACGCAGCUCGGCCUCAGUCUCAGCCUCCGCCUGCAUCUGCUUUCUCCUUUCGUCGAAAUUGGGAUCUCUUCCGCGUGGGCAUGCGCCUUCGUCGAUCCCACGCGAGAAGGCCGUGGUCCUCGCCGGCGCCCAUUCAUCUUGCGGAAUGUUUCGAGCUGCUUCCGUCACCUGUGUCGAUCAGAAAUACAGAGCGCACUUGCCUCAGAUGUGUCGCGGUGUAUACAUCAAUUGUAUGUUUGCUGACGAAUGUGCCGACGAGUCUGCCCUCAUGUGAACCUGUGGCCAAGCCACAUCGACCGACCGAUGUUACACGGCAGUGAAUCUACGCAUGUGUGCGCACCGUAUGUGACGCCGUCAACGCCAAUUCGCCAGCACGUACUGCCCAGACCAGCUAUGUUUCGAUCCAUUCGCUUCUCGAUGAUGUUGAAGCUGGGCGAUGUCGUCUGGACGGACAAACCGAUCGCAAACACAGGCACACACACACUCGCGAUACAUGUUUCCGUGUAUAUAUAGAAGCUGACCUUGACCCAUGCAGUCACGGUGAAGGUCUCAAACAGCUGUAUGUGCGUGCGUCCAUGCAACCCAACAAACCAUAAAUAACAGGGGCACGAAUCUCUUGGUGUGUGUCGUUUCGUCGUUUUGUGUGGCUGGCUCUCCUGUGUGGACUGACUUGCAGAGGGUAGUUUUGGAGAUUACGAGCCGGCGGGAAGGAAGCGGAUAAGGGCAGGGCGUUGAGCUGAGUGGUUGCGUCGUGGAUGAAGAAUUGCUUUGACGAGGGGAUGUAGGUCUGCUCCGUCUUGGACAGAUUGGCUAUGAACCCCCAUAUCGAAUCCACCGUGCGCACGUCAGCUACAUCCUGAAAAGGCGGACAGACAGACAGACAGACACGCAGGGGCACAGAAGCUGAGCCGCUCAUCCAAGUGUCGUUGCAGCCUCUUUCACGCUUUCACGUUCGUACGUCGAGAUGGAAAGAGUUUCUGAGCGAUUUAUGCACUCUGUAGACGUGAUCCGUGCCGCUCUGUAGACACAUGCUCGAUCAUCAUAGAGACAGUCAGUCAAGCAGUGGGAUGUUUUUUUAUCUCUGCGCUCACCGAGAUGUAUACGGCGAACAUGAACAGAAAUACUACGAGUGAGAGAAACAAACAUGCGCACUCUUGCUGGGCCAUGUUCUCUUCCAUCGUAAGCCUAGACAGAGACAUUCACCCCACCAUGCAACAGUAUGUAAGCGUGGGUGUGUGUAUGGACUCACUCACGCACCUUUGUAUGAAGGCCUCUCUGCGCAGUGGGACACUGAGAAAGCCCUCUGCCGCCUUGUCGCCCAGGGCAAUGGCCAAACUCUGCUUGAUGCUGGAUAUGCCUUUCCGGCUCCCAGACUCAUCCCCAGACCUCUUCGAACGCUGGCCCGCAGACCUUAAUCGUUUGAAACACACACAUAAGCAACAAAGACGGUCACCAUGCAAGCGAAUCAAUGCUGCCUGCAUGUCCUGCGUGCGUGCGUGUGCUCUAGCGACAUGCGUGCACGAGGCGUGCAUGGCUCCCUUACUUUUUGUCGAGUUCUUGUGUUCCCUGCCGGUCUGGCGAAAGAAAUACCGCGUCCCUCCAACGAUCGUGAGGCGGGAUCUCUUGGAGUGGAGGAGAGGCGCUGUCGGAUGUGGUGGACGCCAUACUCUUCAAAUGCCAACGAACUCUGCUCGCGCGGGAGAGAAGAACUGG
Vitrella brassicaformis is the source of this 9276-nucleotide messenger RNA. NCBI's taxonomy places the organism in Eukaryota, Vitrellaceae. The record is from the annotation of a GenBank genome assembly.